Messenger RNA from Nematostella vectensis (starlet sea anemone), 4754 nucleotides. RefSeq names its product protein draper. Gene Ontology annotation, biological process: cell communication. Gene Ontology annotation, molecular function: scavenger receptor activity. The transcript is spliced from 5 exons. Gene Ontology annotation, cellular component: membrane. NCBI's taxonomy places the organism in Eukaryota, Metazoa, Cnidaria, Anthozoa, Actiniaria, Edwardsiidae. The record is from RefSeq and is a predicted model, not a curated record. Bases 468 to 4175 code for a protein of 1235 amino acids.
UGGUCUGUGCGCUCAAUCAAAUAUUCCGAUACUCUAGUCGCUAAUAAUUUGCUUUCGCGACUCGCUGGAAUAUGAACGGCUCCUCAAAACGCACAUCCUUGAUCGAACAGAACCGUGAUCGAUAUUUUUUUACUAUUCCACCAUUUUUAUUUCUCUGUAUACGCUGAAACAGUUUUAAGUAAUGAUGUGAAUUUUCUCUUUUGGAUACCCCUCUAACAUCGAUGAAAAAGUAUUUAUCGUGGCUGACAUACCUCGAGUCCCGCGCCGCAGUCAGGCGAUUGAACCCUCCAAUCAAAUCCUUCCGUCACUCGACCCAACGCUAACUCCCACCGUCUAGGGGUCGAGACCUUCUUCUUCCAUCGGAAACGCCGAUAACCUAAUCUCUAGCGACACUGCGGCGUCUACAACCGUAGCAAACCUGAAAGAAUAAUAUGGCAACUCCAUAAACACUGUAAAGUACAGAUAGAAUGCUGAGAUUCAGUGUAUUGUUGGGCCUGGUAUUCUUUGUGGUUGGAGCACACAGUGGUGGGAAGUUGAGAGUCACGCUAAAAAGACUUCAAAAUAAUGGAAACGAUUGGGAAGGGAGAUGUUGUGAUUCUUUCCUCUUCACAUGCAACGCAUGUGAUACGUUCUUCAAAAUCUGUCUCACUGCGACUUCAAACCCGACUAACGCCGGGGCGUGCAUCAAACAAGUGACGACUGAUGAAUUGGGCAAAAACUCAUUCACGACAAACGCGAGUGUCGAGGUGGCGUUCACAAGAGCAUCGGGUCCUUUUGGUGCAUUUAUAGAAUCCUAUGACGACGAUCCUGCUGGAAAUCCUGCUGAUCUAAUCGAUAAAUAUUCGACGACAUUUCCCGAUACACCCAGCAUUAACGGAACCGUUACGACGAGAUCCCAGACACUUCGGGGUCUCCGAAGUUCAGACAAGACAACGCUUGAUCUUACAUACGAGGUAUUCUGCGAGCGACACUACUAUGGAAGAGCUUGUGACGUAUACUGUAGCUACACUGACGAUAUUAACGGGCAUUAUUACUGCCUUAACGACGGGCAACAGGCGUGCCUCAACGAUUACUAUGGGACCCUUUGCAAGACGUAUUGUUAUCCACACAACGAUUCUACAGGGCAUUACACAUGCCAUCAAGACACCGGAAGUAGACUUUGCCACCCAGAUUGGUACGGGUCAUACUGUACGAUUUACUGCUCGCCGAAAAAUUCCACUUCCGCCGGAUAUUACACAUGCCUUAGUACCGGAAGCAAGCGUUGCAUUUCCGGUUGGUAUGGGCAAAACUGUACAACUUAUUGUGUUCCACAAAACGACGAGUUUGCAAAUUACACGUGCAGUGACGAGGGUAUUAAGAUAUGCGCUAAUGACUGGUAUAACGCCAACUGCAAUGUGUAUUGCAAGCCACAUAGAGAUGACUUCAUAGGACAUUUUGACUGCAAAAAUCAGACGGGGCAGAAGGUUUGUAUGCCAAACUGGUAUAACGACAACUGCAAUACUUAUUGCAUAUCACAGAAUAACUUAAACGGGAGUUACUAUUGCAACUCCUCAACUGGCGCUAAGGUGUGCCUCAAGGAUUGGUAUGGGCCCACUUGCACUACACACUGCAUUGCCGCUGACGACUCGACAGGACAUUAUGUUUGUGAUAAAAAGAAUGGAAGUAAAGUUUGUCUGCAGCAUUGGCAUGGUGCGGAGUGUAAGGUUUUCUGUUCACCAGCAAACAACUCCUUAUUAGGGCAUUACACGUGUUCGAGUAAUGGCAGCAAGAUAUGCUCACCAGGAUUUUACGGAGUUAACUGUACAAUACACUGCCUUCCCCAAAAUGGUUCAAAUGGUCAUUAUACUUGCGAUAGUGAUGGUACGAAGAUUUGUCAUCAAAAUUGGUACAGCCAACUCUGUCAAAGGUUUUGCCUGUCACAGAGUAGUAGUGUUACAGGUUUUUACAAAUGCAACAAUAAAACCGGCCUGAAAGAAUGCUUUAAUCACUGGUAUGGCCCAGACUGCACUACAAAUUGUACUCCCCGAAACGAUAGUUUCGGCCACUAUGAAUGCGAUUCCUCCACUGGUGCUGUGGUGUGCCACAGCGGCUGGUAUGGGCCCACUUGCACAGUGAAUUGUAUCCCAAGGAACGAUUCGGGAGGACACUAUACAUGCAAUGAAACAGACGGUGCUAAGAUUUGUGAUAAGCAUUGGUAUGGUACCCAUUGUAAUGUGUUUUGUCGUGAUAUGAAUGACUCUAGUGGGCAUUACUUUUGUAACCGAACAUCAGGGGCCAAGAUAUGUCGCAAUGACUGGUACGGCGUGAAUUGCACGGAAUAUUGCACACCGCGAAAUAAAGUCAGAGGGCAUUACUCAUGCGAUAUGGCAACCGGUGCCAAGAUCUGCGAUAGCAACUGGUAUGGAUUAAACUGCACACGCUUCUGCAAACCACAAGAUUCUUUGCUGGGUCAUUACAAUUGCAGCGUGAAUGGCUCUAAGGUGUGCCAUAGAGAAUGGUAUGGGGCCACAUGUGAUGUUCAUUGCGUCCCACGUAAUGACAGUUCUGGUCACUUUUCCUGUAACACAACUAGUGGAGAAAAGGUGUGCCUCAGAGACUGGUACGGGGACCGAUGUGAGAUAUUUUGUUUGUCACGAAAUGACAGCUUGGGUCAUUAUUCAUGUAACGCAAAUGGGACUAAGGUGUGCCAUAAGGAUUGGUAUGGGGACCUCUGUACCACAUUCUGUAAAAACAAGGAUUCGUCUGAACACUACACGUGCAAUGGUACAACAGGUGCUAGGAUUUGUUUUCCGAAUUGGUACGGAGUGAACUGUACGAGGUUUUGCAAACCUGAUAAUGAAUCAACGUUUUUCUGCGAUAAGUCUACAGGAACACGUGUUUGUAAUGCUGGGUGGUACGGAAUAAACUGUACGACUCAAUGUGUUGGGAGAAAUGACUCCUUUGGUCACUACACUUGCCAAAAGAUCUCUGGCGCUAAGAUUUGUCACGAAAACUGGUAUGGUCAAGCGUGCACGACAUUUUGCGAAGCGCGAAAUGAUUCCACAGGUCAUUAUUCUUGCAACUUGACCAACGGACAAAAGGUGUGCCAUAGAGAUUGGUAUGGCCCGUUUUGUGAUGUUAACUGCAACUCAAACAGCUCUCAUUUUACGUGUAACAAGACUACUGGAGCUAGGGUGUGCCACAGUAACUGGUAUGGGACCUAUUGUGACGUUUACUGCAACUCAAACAGCUCUAGCCAUUUUGCGUGCAAUAAGACAACUGGUGCAAGGGUGUGCCAUAGAGAUUGGUAUGGAUCCCUUUGCAACGUGUCUUGUAUACCUCAGAAUGAAACUUUCGAAUGCGACGGGAGCGGUGUCAUAGUUUGCCUCAAGAACUGGUUCGGGCCGAGAUGCGAUGUCUUCUGUGAAAGCGACAACUCUCGUUAUGUCUGCGCACCAGGAAAUGGAUCGAAGAUGUGUCUGCCUGGUUGGACCGGCGCAAACUGCUUAAAUCCCGUCAUUCCACCAUCAACAAUCAUGCUGCCAUCACCAUCUCCAUCUUCUAGGGGCACCAACAAUAGCUUCGCUCUGCUCAAUAGAACCGAGGCCGCUCUAGCUUUGAGCACAAGUAUCUUAGCGACAGCAAAUAAGCUGCACACUGUCAACAGGUCCGUAUGGAAUUCUACAUCUCAGGUAAUGACUAGCUCUGCCGCAGUUUUGUCGACCCUUAAAGACGUCGCUCGGCCCACAAGCGUUUCAUCCUCGUCGCCUUCCGUGACGCUAAACAUGACGAAUGUGGCAGAGAAAAACACUGCAGACUUGAAAAGCGACAACACGUGGAGAUUUGCGGUCUUGGGCGUUGUCUUGGUGAUCUUGGUAGCGCUCGUUAUUUGUGUCGCCAUAUACUUCGUCAAAUUCAGACGCUGCAGCAAGAUCAACAAAGUAGGACUGAUAGUGAACGAGGAGGAGGAACACAAGAAGACCCGAGAGACGACUUACGAGGUCCCUCUCAUUGACUUACAGCACCGAGACAGCCGUCAAUACUCCACGAACGAGCUCGUGCCGCCAGACACGCCCGAGUCCUUCCACAUCCGGGACCCGCAGGAGUGGCUGUUGCCAUGGCACCAGAAAAGGGCCUCGCUCUCAUGCGAUGCUUCAGGAAAUUUGAAGAAAGUGCGUGCUGUCCGAGCGUGCUGAGUUUAUAAACACGUACGCGUUGGAUAUAUUAUAACUUAUAAUUACACGCAAAGGUUUCCCUGUUAACUUAUUCAGGGGGAUUUAUCGUAAUACAGUGGAACCUGGAUUUUACAAUACUGGAUUUUACGAUAAGCUCGAUCGAUUACGAUUAUGGAUUUUCCUUGAUAUCAUCGAGGACCUCUUUGCAACUAUACCUCGAUUUAACGAUACAUUUUCUUUCUCCCAAGGCAUAUCGUAAAAUCCAGGUUCCACUGUAACGAAGUGUCUGGUUACUGGGUUCUGUUGUACUGGAGACGUAGCCUGAGUAUCAAGGCCCUCAGGGGAGGGGGGUGGGGACUGGGGACUUCUCUCUCCCCCCCUCCCCUAAAAAAAGCCUGAUACUCAGGCUACUGGAGACGUCACAGGAUUCAAAAUCACUUAAAAAUGCAUUUAUUGUAUUAUAAAAUAGGUUAUUCAUUAAAAUGUUAUCUAAGUCUUAAACGUUAUACUAUACAUGUUGUAAAUAAGAUGCUUACUAUCAUCAGUGAUAUACAUUGGGUCUUGGACAUCUAAUUGGAUAUUAAAAUAUAUGAAAAUAUA